Cimex lectularius (bed bug) is the source of this 1348-nucleotide messenger RNA. RefSeq lists its product as uncharacterized. The record is from RefSeq and is a predicted model, not a curated record. NCBI's taxonomy places the organism in Eukaryota, Metazoa, Arthropoda, Insecta, Hemiptera, Cimicidae. The transcript has 5 exons. The coding region runs from base 296 to 1162 and encodes 288 amino acids.
GCAGAACUCGAUGUACGUAAUGUUUCAUCUUUUGCAUUGGAUUUUUGGGUCGCCUUUUGGACAAUUUCUCAUUCCGCUGAAUUCCUUCCUCCUGGUAUCGCACAUCCUCGAACUCCAUGGGAUUUGUCUUUAUUUUUCUCCCCAAUUUGAACAAAGAGGCGAAGACUGGCGGUAAAGAGGAAUACUGGGCACUCGGACACUCGUCGAAAAGCGGCUCCCUCCCGGCAAUAUCGACCCCUUACGAUUACACCCACACGGCUCGGAACGUGGGUAGGACAACCCCCAUGUUUCCAGAAUGGCUGGAGCUCCCACCCCACAGACACCAGUUGUAACAAUCGGCUGCCGUAUGCUGAGGUCUCCAUCCCACGAAUCUGUCACCACGGAUCUCUCUCUCUUCUCCGUCUCCUCAGUCUCAUCCGAUAAAAAGGGCCUGCAUUUCAUCCGGGGCCCUAGCCCUAACCCCGAUAUAAGGCCACAAAGGCCGGCGGAUAUACCUGAAAUAUUAUGGUUUGAGGAAGAGAACGAAGUGAUAAAAAGCUGCGGAGCGCUGAGUUCGGCUUUAGGCCUCCAAAAAUCCUUCAGCACCUCCGACAUAUCACAGCUACCGUCUCCACCCGGCAAUCCCGACCAUCUCAGAUCUGCUGUUUCCGACAUCGCGCUAAGCAGUGCACAAAAGUACAGCUACAUGGUAGGCGGCGGAAGGCUGGACGCUAGCUCCAGAUCUUGCAGUACGUGGGUCGCUGUAGGCGACGUGACUUCUCAGCUUCCUUCACCUCACGGGAGGCCUUCUGCACCGCAUCUGGCACUCACGCCCGCCGAUCUGGUCAGAUCGGUCAACAAGAAAGUCCGGCAGAAUUACAUAAGGCGGAGGUUGUUGACUACUUACAAAGCUUUGGAAAGGCUUUCGCAAUCAGAAUUCAACUUGGAUCGGCUGGAAGCCGUCGCUGCGGCUGCCGCGACCACACCUUCUGCCAACAGGCUGUCUGUGCCAGCGCCGGAUUCUGUCAUCAGAUCCGUGGGGAAACACAGAGGCAUUAACUUAACUCUCACCUUAUCCGACGUCGAGAGGGAGAGAGGAAAACCUUUGUCAAAAUACGAUAGGAACAUGAUGAUUUUCAACUGGCUUCAUACGCUGGACGACGCGGAAGCGAUACCACCUUAGAAACGGACGACUCUUCGAAAGAAAUCUUCAUCGAGAUAUCAGUGCCCGUAUUGUUCAAUUCAACCCUCAUCCCUUCCCGCAGAACGAACCCUCGGUCCGUCAAACCGUUUCAGUCUUUCUCGAAGAAAAUUUCAUUCCUAUUUUAUGAAACCUACGUUACUAUUAAAUAUUACUAUAAUUAUAAAA